This is a messenger RNA of Alligator sinensis (Chinese alligator), 5704 nucleotides long. It is a transcript of the gene HMGXB3, whose product is annotated as HMG-box containing 3. The transcript has 20 exons. The record is from RefSeq and is a predicted model, not a curated record. Bases 59 to 4018 code for a protein of 1319 amino acids. Lineage: Eukaryota; Metazoa; Chordata; Crocodylia; Alligatoridae.
UGAGGAGGCGGCAGCCCCGCGACUCCAUGAUUCUUGGCUCAUUGACAGGUCUUCAGUAAUGGAGGCUCCAUAUGAUGGCACCGAAGUGACUGUAGUAAUGGAGGAAAUAGAGGGUACCUACACCUAUGCAUCUCCAGUGCCAUCGAAGAAGAAAAAGAAAUACAAAAGUCCUGGAGACCAGGGGGAAAAGGCCAAAAAACCUCGAUCAGCUUACCUUCUCUACUACUAUGAUAUCUACUUGAAAGUACAGCAGGAGCUUCCCCAUCUCCCACAGUCUGAAAUCAACAAGAAGAUCAGUGAGAGCUGGAGGCUGCUCAGUGUAGCUGAAAAAAGCUACUACUUGGAGAAGGCCAAACUAGAGAAAGAAGGACUGGAUCCAAACUCCAAGAUGUCCACUCUGACUGCAGUAGUUCCAGACAUUCCAGGUUUCCGUAAGAUUCUUCCUCGCUCAGAUUACAUAAUUAUCCCCAAAACCACUCUCCAAGAGGACAGGAGCAGACAGCCCCUAGAACUGUGUGUGGCACAGGGUCAGACUGCAUCAGAAGGAAUAACAGCUUCUACGAACAUCACAGGCGUCUCCCAAGAUGCAGUACAAAACAUCCUUUCUGUCGACUCGAGCCAUGUUGGCAUUUCUGAGCAGUGCAUUGCCAUUGAAGGACUGGCAGAAGAGGCUGCCUCAUUUGGUCAGUCAGACACUAUAGAAGAAAUUGUUGCCUCAGAGAUUCUUUCUCAUUACGUCAGACCCAUAGCAGAUAAAGUGACUGGAGAUAUCCUCUUGGAUGAGGCUUCUGUGGAGAUGGGAGAGGGGCAGCCAUAUCAGACGACCAGUGUGGUAAUUGAAGAGACUCUGGUUAGCAGCUCCACAGACCUCUCCAAUGGGAGCAUUGCUGUGGCACGACCUCAGGUUUCAGACAGUCUCUCUGUGGUAACAGUGGUGACUGGGAGGGAUACGGAGGAGAGCAGCUCUUCCACGCCCCCUACACAAUAUAUUAUGCUGCCUUGGCCAGCUCAUUCUGUUGUGGAGAACCCGACAUCAAUCAAACUGACAACGACCUAUACCCGCAGGGGGCAUGGAAAUUGCACCAAUCCUGGCUGUUCCUUCACUUACGUCACCAGGCACAAACCUCCAAAAUGCCCGACAUGUGGGAACUUCCUGGGAGGGAAGUGGAUCCCAAAGGAAAAGCAACCCAAAGGCAAAGCUGAGCCAAAUUCUGGUGUCUCUCUCAGAACACCAGCAGCUAAAAGAAAUCAGCAGCCAGUAGUCACAGACCAGGCAACUGCUCGAGAAAAUGCCUCCAGAGCUACUUUGGAAAGCUCUGAAGCUGUCAGCCAGCUCCUGAAUGCUGUGCCUAUUGGGGAACAGAUGCAGGAGACUGAGUGGGAGGAAGUGAUCAUCUCUGAGGCUCACAUCCUUGCAAACAAUGUGCAAGCUGAAGACAGAGGGAAUGCUGCUGCAGUGUCGCUGGCUCAGGAGAGCCAUGUGCAGGGGGACACUUCCUUAGAACAGGUGGAAAAAGACAGUGCGGGGCUGGGGCUUCAACCAUCCUCCGAGGUUACAAGUCCAGCUAACCCUGCAAAGAAGCCAUUGGGAGUUGAUGCUCCUGCUACUGUACACAAAGGACAAGAACUAAAGAUCAAGCCAAGACCCAAACCCUCCUUGCUUGCAGCAGCAAGACCCAUGAGAGCAAUCCUACCUGCCCCUGCCAGCCUGGGGAGGGAAGCCAGCACAGAGCCUCCCAGCACCAGACAGGCCUUUCCAAAUAAUGAUAAGCUUUCCCCUGUGAGAACCUCAGGCCUGAAGCCCAAUACACUGAAGCAGCUGGGUCAGCCUGUCCUCCAGGCAACUAGUGCUGAGGAGCGAAAGCUCCACAGUAGCUCAAUCAGCGGGUCAUCUCAGGUGAAAGUAGUGGAGGUUAAACCAGACGUAUUCCCUUCCUACAAGUAUAGCUGCACUGUGACUUUGGAUUUGGGACUAGCAACCUCACGUGGCAGAGGGAAGUGCAAGAACCCAUCCUGUAGUUAUGUAUACACGAACAGGCACAAGCCACGUAUCUGUCCCAGCUGCGGCUACAACCUUGCCAAGGACAGAGCUGAGAAAACAGUGAAAUCCCUGGAGGUGAACUCUGGUCCCCCUGAUGUGCUGAACACUAGUGAGCCUUUAACUCAGGCCCAGAAAGAGAUCCAGCGCCAGUCCACGCUGCAGCUGCUGCGCAAGGUAAUGCAGAUCCCAGAGAACGAGUCAGAACUGGCUGAAGUCUUCGCACUCAUCCAUGAACUCAACAGCUCGCGGCUCAUCCUGUCCAACGUGAGUGAGGAGACGGUCACCAUAGAGCAGACCUCCUGGUCAAACUACUAUGAGUCUCCAUCUACGCAGUGCCUCCUCUGUAACAGUCCAUUAUUCAAAGGGGGACAGAAUUCCCUCGCUGGCCCUCAGGAGUGCUGGUUGCUGACUGUUAACCGGUUACAGGUGGUUACUGCUCAGGUCAAGGUGUGUUUGAAUCUGCAGUGCCUGGCCUUGCAUAGCUUCACUGAUAUCUACACAGGCCUCUUCAAUGUGGGCAACAAGCUGUUAGUGAGCCUGGACCUUCUGUUCACAAUCCGCAACCACAUUAAACUUGGAGAGGAUCCCAAAGUGGCAGUUAGCAGUAUCCUGGAGUCUGUGCAGGAGCAGACUGAAAAAACUCUGAGCCCUGAUGAACUGAGUCAACUCCAGGAGCUGCUGUGCAAUGGCUAUUGGGCAUUUGAAUGCCUCACCGUCCGGGACUACAACGAUAUGAUCUGUGGAAUAUGUGGCAUUGCACCCAAGGUGGAGAUAGCCCAGAGAAAUGAGGAAAAUGUCCUGGCGCUGAGAAAUGUUGAGUUUACCUGGCCAGAAUUCUUGUCGUCUAGCGAGGUGAAUGUGGAAGACUUCUGGUCCACAAUGGAGACGGAAGUGAUAGAGCAGGUGGCGUUUCCUUCUAGCAUCCCGAUCACCAAGUUUGAUGCCUCUAUUGUUGCUCCUUUCUUCCCACCGCUGAUGAGAGGGGCGGUGGUUGUCAAUACUGAGAAGGACAAGAACCUUGAUGCCCAGCCAGUGCCAGGUAAUGCCAGUGCCUUGGUGAGGCUGCUUCAGGAUGAGACCUGCAAGCUGGAGCAAAUUGGCUCCUACGAUGAGGAGCAGCUGCGGGACUUUCUGACACAAUGUGGAGUGCCCUGGGAAGCAGCAGAUACAAAGGACCAGCUCUGUUACUCUCUCCUGGCCCUCUAUGACUUUGUGCUAAAUGGGACAAGUGCCAAACAAGUCUCAGCCCAGCACACGGGAGGCAAAAUCUACAAAGUGUGUCCACACCAGGUGGUGUGUGGCUCGAAGUACAUCGUGAGAGGGGAAAGUGCCCGGGACCACGUGGACCUGCUAGUCUCCUCACGCCAUUGGCCUCCUGUCUACGUGGUCGAUAUGGCCUCUGCAGUGUCAUUGUGUGCAGACAUCUGCUGCCCUGACCUGACUUCCCAGAUGUGGGGAAAGAACCAGGGAUGCUUCUCUGACCCCCUGGAGCUGCCAGCGUAUGUGUCCUGCCCAGAGCUGCUAGACAGGCACUACAGUGUGGAUAUGAACAUAACUGAGCACUCUGUCCAGCACCCAGUCACCAAGUCCACAGCCCGCCGAGUUGUUCACGCUGAGGCAGAGGCGAAUGCCCAGAGCGACCCAGUGGCCCGGCACCAUUCUAUCUCCUUGUGUCAGGAGCUGGAGCCUUACAGUGCCAUCAUCGCCACCCUCAACGACAGCAAAACUAGCAACAUUCGCCAAAGGCCGAUCACCUUUGACAAUGCCACCCACUAUUACCUCUACAACCGCCUGAUGGACUUCCUCACCAGCAAGGAGAUUGUGAACCAGCAGAUCCAUGAGGUGGUGCAGAGCUGUCAGCCUGGCGAGGUGGUGAUCCGGGAUGCCCUGUACCGGCUGGGGGUAGCCCAGAUAAAAACAGAAAUGGAGGAGGAGGAAGAGGAACUCCAGGAGGAUGAUAAAGAGGCUGCUGAAUAAGCUGUUUUGAGCUUAGUUGGUUUAUCUCUUUCUGGCCGGGCAGGUAGGGGUGCUGGGGUGGCUUUGGCCAGCUCUUGGCAACUGUCAGGUUUAUUUGGGGUAGCUAAUUCUUUACACGGAGAAGCUGUGAUUACAGAAGGCUUUGACUGCUUACACUGACCAAAGAGCUGUGUGCUUCCUGAGGGCUGUCACUGCUGCCGUGAGCACGAGUUUCCUUAACAUCCUUGCAAAGAGGCUGGGAUUCCCUGCCAAGGUGAUUCUUGGCCCCAUCUGUGUGUGGAGCAAAGUGCUGCUCUUGCAGCAGUUGGCUGAGGUGGAGGAAGGAGGCAUUUCUAGUCCCUGGGGGUGUCUGAGAUGGGAAAGCACGUGGAUUUCUUUUCCAUCUAGAUCUUAGUUUACUGACCUUGUUCAUCAAUGCAGGGUUGGGUGUGGUGGGGCAAGACUGGAAGGAAAGCAGCAGAAAACAGCACAGGGCUCCCCCCAGACUGUUUUGAAUGAAUUAGCAGAAUACACGGACCUCCCUGCUGUGGGCCUCUGGCUGUGCUCUUAAAUGACACAUGCUGACUGGUCCUUUUAGCAGCUGAAAGCAGCCAGUAAUGUCUAGGUGGCCACCCAGGAGACGCUGGUGCCCAAGGCAAGAACAUGCAGUUGUAAGGAGGUGGAUGGUGCCAUAUUGGUGUCCGGGGUCACUGGCAGUGCAGUGUAGCAGCUGUGUGGCUGUGGGAGUGAGUUUCUAAGACAGUGGAUCCCUAAACCUUGAGUAAUCAAUUAUUUAGAAGCUGCAGUGCCUAGUGAGCAGACUAGGUGGAAGAAAGAGUUGACAGAAAAGGGUUGUCAUUGGUUUGACAAGCCAAGUGAUAGCAGGUUUUUUGAAGCUUGAGGUGUGCUGUGUAAGGCAAUGAUUUUUGAAGCAGAAGAAGCACUUGAGUCCUGGGCACCUUACUGUUUGUUUGUGAGCUGUUGCAUCCUGUUUGUAGACUUCGGACAGUGCUGAUGAUGGCACUGUAAUUUGCAUACUAUCCCUAUGACCAAGCUUGAAUUGCAAUGAACAUCUGUGUCUCAGCAGCCAGAGGCCGUGACCAUAAUGUAAACUCUUCACGGGCCUCUCUGGUUUUACUAAUCAUUUUGCUUAGGCAGAGUAUGGUAGGGAGAGCUGCAUCCGCUUAUCUCUCUUGGCCCUGUGCAAAGUGUCAUAUCCCCAUCCUGCUCCCCACAAACUUGAAAAACCCAAGUGGGUCUUGUAUCCUCCACGCUGCUUUGACUGUUCCUUUUGAGGAGCUUGGCUGAGACCCUUUUCCUUCCAGCAUAGUUAAGCAGCUACUUUAAAGCCCAUUUGUAAGCUGCUUGCAUUGUCCUCUGACUCCCUUUCCUUUGUGCUGGUCAUCAGUCGAUGUAGGCAUCUGCUCCAGACAGGGAGCUGGGAUGUCAGGGCAUUGGGAAACCAGGACAGAGUUUCCAUGAGAGGGCACGGGAGGUUCAGAGAUGCAUAGUAUGAAAAGUCCCUUCUGUGAAGGGGAACCUACUGAGUACCGUACUGUAAAAGUAAAUGUAUUAAGUCUGAGCAAAUUCGGUAAUUAUGCUUUGGGGUUUUUCUGUUAAGAAUGUUAAUUUAUUAAAGACAUUAGUGACUUUUUCAGUCUGUGAUAAAGUUUAAUAAAUUAUCUCCAAUUUUUUUGAGUGAAACAG